AUGUUGAUCAAAGUCAAGACACUGACUGGCAAAGAGAUCGAGCUCGACAUCGAGCCGACGGACAAGAUCACGCGCAUCAAGGAGAAGGUUGAGGAGAAGGAGGGCAUCCCACCCGCGCAGCAGCGGCUCAUCUUUGGCGGGAAACAGAUGCACGACGAGAAAACAGCAAAGGAGUUUGGCAUAGAGGGCGGCUCGGUCUUACAUUUGGUCCUGGCACUCCGAGGCGGCUCGCUAUGA
Molecule: messenger RNA, 237 nt
Organism: Tilletiaria anomala UBC 951
Lineage: Eukaryota; Fungi; Basidiomycota; Exobasidiomycetes; Georgefischeriales; Tilletiariaceae
Product: putative NEDD8 precursor-ubiquitin-like protein
Exons: 4
Coding region: 1-237 (78 amino acids)
Biological process (GO): modification-dependent protein catabolic process; regulation of proteolysis; protein neddylation
Cellular component (GO): nucleus; cytoplasm
Molecular function (GO): protein tag activity; ubiquitin protein ligase binding
Source: RefSeq, a predicted model, not a curated record